This is a messenger RNA of Cydia pomonella (codling moth), 1831 nucleotides long. It is a transcript of the gene NPF2, whose product is annotated as pro-neuropeptide Y-like. Gene Ontology annotation, molecular function: hormone activity. Lineage: Eukaryota; Metazoa; Arthropoda; Insecta; Lepidoptera; Tortricidae. Gene Ontology annotation, cellular component: extracellular region. The record is from RefSeq and is a predicted model, not a curated record. The coding region runs from base 211 to 501 and encodes 96 amino acids. The transcript has 3 exons.
CAUUAUUUGGAACGAUUUCAAAGGGCCAAAAUUUAAGAAUAAAGAUUUUAAUUUUCAUCCUUUCAAACCAAAUUUUCUCGCGCUACUCCACGCAUUUCCUGUAGCUCCGCCCACCUGUUGGGUCUGUACUAUAAAAGCACCGCACGGACUGCUCGCUCGCAGUCCGCUCCGAGCUUACCUGUCAUCAAUCCGGAUAAAAUAAUUAGCACCAUGAGACUACUAGUGGCAGCCAUUUUGUUCGUGUCCGCCAUCUUGUGGAGCGACGGCCUCGAGCUGAGCCCGCGCCCGCGGCGCCCGGAGCGCUUCGACACGGCUGAACAGAUCUCCAACUAUCUGAAAGAGCUGCAGGAAUACUACUCUGUGCACGGCCGGGGCCGUUACGGUAAAAGACAGAUGCACAUAUCGGACGCGUCGGUAAUAUUCAAGGAGUUCCCUUUUUUCGACCACAGCCUUCAGAACCUGAACGACGAUACAGUAUUUAAGGCCCUCGCGUACCAGUAAAAUGAUGACUGCAUUAGACUUUCGCAAUAUUGCCGGAAAUAUUGCCGAUGUAUAAAUAUUAUCAAAAUAGUCGGAAAUAUUGCUGAGGUUUUCUUAGAAUUGUAUAUGUUAAAUACGUUUCCUGGUAUACAUUACCGUGUAUUUUUUGUUAAUAAACAUAAACAAGUGAGUAUUAAGCAAAGAUUUUUGCGAAGCAUAAAUAUGAUGACUAUUUUUGUUGGUAGUAUUCCCGACGAUUUUUUUGGAAAGCAAAUUAUAAUUUGUAAUACUACUUUAAAAAAAAUAGUUUGAAUAAACUGAAUUAGCACUGACGUGAACACAAUAACGAGGGUGUGUCUUUACAAACGUCAUAUUUUCGUUUAAAAAUGACAUUAAUGACGACAUUGCCACAAUUUGUCAUUGCCAAUGCCGUGCCGUUUUAGUUUGGUCCGACACUAUCAACGAAGACAUUACGAAUACCCGUAAAUGUAUAACAAAUGAAGAUACUAAAAUAUACAUGAUCUGUUUGUUUAAAAAAAACUUUCAAUAAGGUUUUAAUUUAAUAUUAUUUUCUUUACACUAAUUUGAUUUUUGCCAUAUAUGUCAAUUGAUUAGUAAUUUCUAGAAUGAUCUCCCUGGAAAUAUUGCUAGCAAUAUAAAACACCUUAAAUAUUGCAAAGGCUCAAAAAUUAUAUAUGGUUAAUACAAUUUAUUAUAUUUUGUUUUAUAAGAGUGACUAAAAGAAAGAAAUUACCUAAAUCAAUAUUUAAAACUGUUUUCAUGAACUCUUACUGUUGCAAUAAUGAAAGAUAUAAAAUAGCAAUAUGUAUUUGUUAAUUAUCUACAUAUAAAUUUUAUUUGUGGGACAUAAAAUAAUGUAUAAUUUAUUUUAGCAUUUGACUAAAAAUUCGUGUAAACCUACAGGUAUCUGAAGGUGGACUUUUAAAAUUAGCCGUAAGGUUGCCCAAUGGAUGAUUCUGACGCAAAUGAUAUAUUUGUUAUUAUUAUAUACUAUUGUCAUAGAAUGUUUGUUGAGUUUUAUAAUAAUUUUAAAACAAAAAUGUAAAAAGCAAAAGUAAUUUGAAGUUUUAAAGAAAAUUUAACACAUGUAAAAUUUACAAUAAUUGAAUAAUUUUCUGUAAACAUCUACGAGUAUAAAUCGAUUAUUUAUUCUAGUCAAUUAUUGCUACCUGUCUAGUCAAUUAUUAUUUUAAUAUCCCUAAACAUAAUUUACAGGCUGGGUGAUAAAUUAUUUUCAGGGAUUUAAUAAUUCGAAUAAAAUGUAGUGUAAAAUAUGAACAGUUAUGGGUUAGUUGUAAUUGUAUUCGAAAAUGCAAAAGUUUCAAAGUUA